AUGGACGGAGUUUACGCGGCGGAAGACGUGUUCUACGAGAUCUCCACAAUUCGAGAUCCAGAGAAGAGGAGUUGCACGCUGGCGGACCUGGGGGUUGUGGCACCUGACCGCUGCAGCGUUGAGUACGGCAAAUAUUACGGCAACUCCUUUGUUAGAGACGAAGGAGAAAGUGUGAGUGGUGCUCGUGCUUCAAAGCGAAUUGCUGUGGUGACAGUUGUGUUGAAACCAACCGUGGUUCAUUGCAGUCGAAUGGCAAUUAUUUGCCUUUGUGUUUACGCCAGGUUAAAGGAAACCCUCCCGACGCCGGAGUGUGACUGGAAAAUUGACAUUCGAUUAGUUGAUGGUUCACAUCUGCAGCAGCGUGAACUGGAGAAGCAGAUUUUGGAUAAGGAACGGGUGGCGGCGGCACUGGAGAACGAGACGUUGAAAACGGAGAUGGAGAGACUCAUGAAUGCGGAUUCAGAAUGA
Messenger RNA from Trypanosoma rangeli, 468 nucleotides. Its product is annotated as putative MIP18 family protein. Bases 1 to 468 code for a protein of 155 amino acids. Lineage: Eukaryota; Euglenozoa; Kinetoplastea; Trypanosomatida; Trypanosomatidae. The record is from RefSeq and is a predicted model, not a curated record. The transcript has a single exon.